Lepisosteus oculatus (spotted gar) is the source of this 1553-nucleotide messenger RNA. NCBI's taxonomy places the organism in Eukaryota, Metazoa, Chordata, Actinopteri, Semionotiformes, Lepisosteidae. The record is from RefSeq and is a predicted model, not a curated record.
AUGCAGCCACUUAAAAAGCACGAGUGGAAAACAUUACUGGACAUCAGAAACAACUGCAGGGAUUUCUCCUUUAGUUCGCUUGACCUGUAUUACAUCAGCUCGUCCAUCCCCUACACCUCAGACCCAGAAGACAAGGAGCCGCCUGACUGUGAAUGCCAGGAGAGGAAACGGCGCAAGCAGUGCAAUCACAAAAACAGAAAUGCGCGUUCCUUUGCAGACGUUAAAGCGGGUAAAAAACUGGGUCUGUUUUCAGUUGUUUCGUGUUUACGCAAAGAAAAUUUAACUGUUGCCAGAAAGGGACUAUCUUUAAAAUUGAGCAUGGACAAGAUUUCCAUAGACCUCCCUGGAUCUUUUAAUGCUCCGGUAAUUGUUCAAAUAAUGGUCCAGCCUAUAGAUGCAUCACUGAUGGCUACAUUGAAAUCAAAGAGUGAUGCAUACCACUAUGUUGUUUCUUCAAGCCCUACAGCCCUUUUGUAUGCCACCAUGAAGAAAUCAAGAGAGACAGCAAAUGAAAACCUCACCUUACUAGGUUAUAAAUCCAAAAAUGAACAAUGGGUUGUCCUAGAAGAUGUCGUAGUAAGGAAUACGCAGAAUGGUCUUAUUUCUUUUGAAUUGGAUGAGCAUUUUGAACGCCUCGCCGCUACAAUAACAUUAAUUCACAAUCUUCAAGAAGCUAUCUACAGCACUAUGGUUACCAUUGUUUUGUAUCAUAAAAAAGAGAAGCCAAACAGUGUCAUCAUUGUGGCUGUUCCCACCAAAGACUUGAGCUGGGAACUAAUGAUGCUUUGUGAAAAAGGAUACUCUCCCCCUGACCCCUCUGAGGAAAUCCCAAUGCAAGAAGGAGAUCAACUUGUAUUAAUAUUCGGUGGAAACAUUACAUCUUCAGGAAAUAAUGAGAAUGGAUCAGAUCAGAGACUAAAAUUUCACUCCCAAAGAAAGAAUAGAUUGACUCUUAAACUAAAGGAGACUGAUGAACUUGGUAAUUAUUGCUCAUCUCAUUACAAAGGCACAGCAAUACUUUAUAAAGUAAAAAAGGAGCAGAUUGUUGUGUCUGGUAAUAAACCAAUCAUCCCUGCUGAAUGUCAUCAUCCAGAACCUAAAGAGAGAAUCAUCAGUCGGCUUGUAAGUGCUAAUGCCUUAUUUUCUGAUCAGUCAGAGUCACUCUCUGAUAUGCUGCUGCACUGGUUGGCAGGAGAGCUGUCAGAAGAAGACGCAGCUCUGCUGGUCCUUUGUCUCCAAAUUAACCGAAGUUCCAUCCAACUUGUCAAACUAAAAAUUCCAGAGAAUCUGGCUGAUCAAAUAUUUGAACUUCUUGUCAUAUGGAGAAGAACUCUACCUACAUCUGCUGACAAAAUUGUUCUUCUCUCACAUUAUCUGUCCAAAUGUGGCAGAAGUGAUCUAGCGAAAGAUGUUAUUGUACAAGGGAGAAUCUACAGAAAUGCUAUAAAUCUCAGGAAAUGAAUCUCUGCAAGCUUGUCCAACUGGCGACUUAUUGACAAUAUCAAUGGAUAAAGUGAGUUCUAUGAAUUCACAAAAGAAAGUGUAAACCUGAA